GCUGUAUGACCGGCGGUACCUGAACGCGGCACGGUACAGUUGGUCUUUCCUUCGCCACAGUCACAGUGUCUAGAAUCCGGACUAUACGUCGAGAUGCCGGCGGACAUAAGCCAGUGGACCGGGCCGCUCUCCCUGCAGGAGGUGGACGAGAAGCCGGCACAGCCUCUGACAAUCAAAUACGACUCCGUGGAAGUAGACGAGCUCGGCAAAGUGCUCACGCCGUCACAGGUGCAGCGCAGACCGACCGCCAUCGACUGGGAAGGAUGCGACCCCAGUAAGAUGUACACUUUGGCCCUGACCGACCCCGACGCCCCCAGCAGGAAGGACCCCAAAUUCAGGGAGUGGCACCACUUUCUGGUGGUCAACAUGAAAGGGAACGACGUGUCCUCUGGUUGCGUGGUGUCCGACUACGUGGGCUCUGGUCCUCCCAAAGGCACAGGUCUCCACAGGUACGUGUGGCUGGUGUACGAGCAGCCCGCCAGCCUGUCCUGCGACGAGGCCGUCCUCACCAACCGGUCCGGAGACGGCCGCGGCAAGUUCAGGGUCCAGAGCUUCAGGCUGAAGUACAAGCUGGGAGCCCCGGUGGCAGGAACCUGCUACCAGGCCGAGUGGGACGACUACGUUCCCAAACUCUACGAGCAGCUCGCCGGAAAGUAACGAACGCAGGCUUAAAAAAAAAACCGGCAAAAAGCUUUUGCUUCUGAAUAUGUUAAUUUUCACCGUGCAAUCGAAAUGCCUUCUGAUCCUGUGGUGACAUGAAAGUAGCUUUAUAAUUUACAUUUGGAUUAUAUUACUACAGUUGGCUGUUCCCUGGCUGGACAGUUAAGGCGGUCAGGAGUCCUUGUCGUGACCUUUUACCCAACAUACCUUCAGUGACCUUUGCUCGAGAUGUGAUUUUUACCCGCCUGAUUCCACUCCAUGACUGAAUCAUUACAGUACGUUAAAAUACUGCGGCUGGAUCUCCGGAUGAGUGUUUUACUCAAUGUUCAAUAUGGAGUUUUAUGAAUUGUUUGUAAAACAUUGAAAGAGACUCAAACAUAUUUAAUAUGUGCCGUUUUCUUA
Gasterosteus aculeatus aculeatus (three-spined stickleback) is the source of this 1062-nucleotide messenger RNA. RefSeq names its product phosphatidylethanolamine binding protein 1 (gene pebp1). The record is from RefSeq and is a predicted model, not a curated record. NCBI's taxonomy places the organism in Eukaryota, Metazoa, Chordata, Actinopteri, Perciformes, Gasterosteidae. Gene Ontology annotation, biological process: negative regulation of MAPK cascade.